Messenger RNA from Cyphellophora europaea CBS 101466, 621 nucleotides. RefSeq lists its product as uncharacterized. Gene Ontology annotation, cellular component: endoplasmic reticulum membrane. The transcript has a single exon. Lineage: Eukaryota; Fungi; Ascomycota; Eurotiomycetes; Chaetothyriales; Cyphellophoraceae. Gene Ontology annotation, biological process: vacuolar proton-transporting V-type ATPase complex assembly. Bases 1 to 621 code for a protein of 206 amino acids. The record is from RefSeq and is a predicted model, not a curated record.
AUGUCCUCCUUCAUUGUCGACCUCUGGGAGUCAAUCUUUACCCCGGGCCCGACGCCCACUCUCGUCCUCGCAACCAAUGCGACCUUUGGAGCGCUACAGCUCCUCCUCCUAGCCCUCCUCGUCUUCACCUCUUCCAUCCAUUUCGCCAUCCUCUCCGUCCUAUGCGCAGGCCUGUGGUACAGCAUCAACUGGUUUGCCCGCGAAGUGCAGGCCGCGAAAGCCGCCGAAGACUCCUCCAAAUCCCCAUCUUCUACCGAAAAAGACCCAAAAACCACCGCCCGUCAGAUCAGUCCGGAUCCUACGGGCAGCGACACGGAAACCGAGGCUGACGCGAUCCCCACAACUACCACCACAGGCGCGGACAUUGCAGGCCCAGGCGCGCAACGUCGGAAGCCUCCACCGCCCCAACCUGGUGCCGCGCCUGUACCGCCACCCACGGCACCAGCUGCCGCAGACCCAACACCAUCAAGCACACUUCUACAGCCCAAACCGCCUACACCCAAUCCUGGCCUGGAUGGAUCACAGGACCUCGGUCAGCGGCGACGCAGUCUGGGCGAUAGCUCCGAUUACGUCAGCACCGACAGCGAGUGGGAGAAGGUGAGCGACCAGGAGACGAAAUGA